AUGUCCUCCCAACCACUCCUCCAAACCGCACCGGGUACGUCGCAUAGCCAAUUCCUCCUCCUCCUCCUCCUCCUCCUCCUCCUCCUCCUCCUCCUCCCUUCCCUCCACGCAACCAACUAACCUCUCCCCCCCUCUCUCUCUCAGGCAAACGCAUCGCCCUCCCCACCCGCGUCGAACCCAAAGUCUUCUUCGCCAACGAGCGAACCUUCCUCUCCUGGCUCAACUUCACCGUCAUCCUCGGCGGCCUCGCCAUGGGCCUGCUCAAUUUCGGCGACACCGUGGGCCAGAUCUCCGCCGUCCUCUUCACGCUCGUCGCCAUUGCCGCCAUGCUCUACGCCCUCGUCACGUUCCACUGGAGGGCCAAGUCCAUUCGCAUGAGGGGCCAGGGUGGUUUCGAUGAUAGGUUUGGGCCUACGGUCUUGGCUAUUGCGUUGCUCGCAGCCGUGAUAGUGAAUUUCGUGCUGAGGUUUACGGGGACGGCAUAG
Lecanosticta acicola is the source of this 485-nucleotide messenger RNA. Lineage: Eukaryota; Fungi; Ascomycota; Dothideomycetes; Mycosphaerellales; Mycosphaerellaceae. The record is from the annotation of a GenBank genome assembly.